Messenger RNA from Colias croceus (clouded yellow), 2058 nucleotides. RefSeq names its product poly(U)-binding-splicing factor half pint (gene hfp). Gene Ontology annotation, cellular component: precatalytic spliceosome; catalytic step 2 spliceosome. Bases 334 to 2028 code for a protein of 564 amino acids. Gene Ontology annotation, biological process: alternative mRNA splicing, via spliceosome; mRNA splice site recognition; regulation of alternative mRNA splicing, via spliceosome. The transcript is spliced from 9 exons. Lineage: Eukaryota; Metazoa; Arthropoda; Insecta; Lepidoptera; Pieridae. The record is from RefSeq and is a predicted model, not a curated record. Gene Ontology annotation, molecular function: RNA binding.
CUUUCACGGCGUUUGAGCAUUUCUGAGAGCGUUUCUUAAAUUCCAUAAAUUCUACGAAAGCCACAUACAAAAAACGAUUUGGGAUUUGCCUGUGGGAUUUGCCUCUUACAAUAGUUGACAGUUUUGAAAAACGAUUCUUAAAUUUCCAACGAAAGCAUUGAACAUUUCUAGAAUCAUAGCUGUUGUCACCACCAAUAUAUUAUAUUUAAAUUAUAAUAUAAAGAACAAGUGUUGUUAAGCAAUGCGUGAUGCAAUGAAAUAAAUAAUUCUGGAUUUAUUUGUAGGCAUCAAUUAUUCUACUGUGUUAUGAUUUAGUUGUAAACUGUAUAAAAUAUGGAAUUGUUGCAGGGCAUGGAGGCGAGCGCGGCGGGCGCGGGCGGCGCGGCGGGCGCGGGCGAGCCGGCGCUCGGAGACGGUUUUCUCACUGCGCCGGUGUACGAUCUGAACCAAGUUGGAGACGUAUACACAGGGCCGGGCGCCAAGUGGUCCACGCUGCCGGCGAUCCUGGGCGGCUCGCUGCCGCGCCUCGGCUCGGAGCAGGCGGACGCGGUGGCGCGCGCCAAGAAGUACGCCAUGGAACAGAGCAUCAAGAUGGUGCUCAUGAAGCAGACGCUGGCGCACCAGCAGCAGCAGAUGGCCUCGCAGCGCACGCAGGUGCAGCGCCAGCAGGCGCUCGCGCUCAUGUGCAGGGUGUACGUGGGCUCCAUCUCGUUCGAGCUGAAGGAGGACACGAUCCGGCAAGCGUUCCUGCCGUUCGGGCCCAUCAAGUCCAUCAACAUGUCGUGGGACCCGGUGACGCAGAAGCACAAGGGCUUCGCCUUCGUCGAGUACGAGAUCCCCGAGGCGGCGCAGCUCAGUCUCGAGCAGAUGAACGGCGUCAUGCUCGGCGGCCGGAACAUCAAGGUGGUGGGGCGGCCGUCCAACAUGCCGCAGGCGCAGGCCGUCAUCGACGAGAUCCAGGAGGAGGCCAAGCAGUACAACCGCAUCUACGUGGCCUCCGUGCACCCCGAGCUCACCGAAGACGACAUUAAGAACGUGUUCGAGGCGUUCGGGCCGAUCACGUACUGCAAGCUGGCGCACGGCACGUCGGCGCACAAGCACAAGGGCUACGGCUUCAUCGAGUACGCCACGCUGCCCGCCGCGCUCGAGGCCAUCGCCUCCAUGAACCUGUUCGACCUCGGAGGGCAGUACCUGCGCGUGGGGCGCGCCAUCACGCCGCCCAACGCGCUGCUGGGGCCGCCCGCCACGUGCGCCAUGCCCACCGCGGCCGCCGUCGCCGCCGCCGCCGCCACCGCCAAGAUCCAGGCCAUGGACGCCGUCGCCAGCAACGCCGUGGCGCUCGGGCUCACCAAGCUCAACGCGCUCGGCGUGCCGCCCGCGGCCGCGCUGCCCACGCUGGCCGCCGCGCUGCCCGUGGCGCUGCCCGCGCUGCCCGUGCUGCCCUCGCUGCCCGCGCCCGCCCUCCCGCCGCCCGGCGUGGUGAUCCCGGCGCCGGCGGCCGCGCCCGCGCCCGGCCCGCCCGCGCCCGGCCCGCCCGCGCCCGGCCCGCCCGCGCCCGGCCCGCCCGCGCCUGGCCCGCCCGCGGACGCCGACGGCGGGCAGGCGGCGCUGCAGCGCAAGCUGCUGGACAGCUCGCCGGACACGCUGCAGCAGCAGGAGUCGCUGUCCAUCUCGGGGCAGUCGGCGCGGCACCUGGUGAUGCAGCGCCUGAUGCGGCGGCGCGCGUCGCGCACGCUGCUGCUGCGCAACAUGGUGUCGCCGCGCGAGGUGGACGACGCGCUGCACCACGAGAUCCGCGACGAGUGCGGCAAGUGGGGCCGCGUGCGCCGCGUCGUCAUCUACAACGAGCGGCAGAGCGAGGCCGACGACCCGGCGCGCGCGCACGUCAAGAUCUUCGUCGAGUUCGCCGAGCCCGACGAGGCGAGCGCGGCGGCCGCGGCGCUGGAGGGGCGCUACUUCGGCGGCCGCACCGUGCGCGCCGCGCUCUACGACCAGGACCUGUUCGACCACGGCGACCUGUCCGCCUGACGCAAGGUGUAAUAUACGAAUACGUUUAUA